AUGCUGCUGCAGGUUGGUCGAAGUGCUCAUGGAUCACGCGCCGUCCCUGGUCCUUUCUACUCCAGUCUCCGCAGCAAGGAGCGCCAAGACCGCAGCAAGGAACUGAUGCUCGAUGAGUUUACCCCGCCCGAUUUGCCGAGAUACGCCAUCCUGUCGCACACCUGGGAGAAGGAGGAGGUCACGUUCCAGGAGUUCUCAAACAUAGACCUGGCCAAGAAGAAGGCUGGCUUCGCCAAGAUCAAGAAGACAUGUGAGCUGGCGACGGCCAAUAACCUCGACUAUGUCUGGGUGGACACGUGCUGCAUCGACAAGUCAUCCAGUGCCGAGCUCUCAGAGGCGAUCAACUCGAUGUUUGAGUGGUACAAACUGGCCACAGUUUGCUUUGCCUACCUGUCGGAUCUCCAGGUGAAUUCUUUAAACUCCCUGUGGGUUGACGAGGAGAAGAGAACGGUGUGCCGUUGGUUUCGGCGGGGCUGGACGCUGCAAGAGCUCCUGGCUCCCGCUCGACUGGAAUUUUAUGACAGUGGGUGGAAUUACAAGGGCCUCAAGACAGAUCCAGGGGUGAUGAAGCAACUAUUCCCAAUGACUGGGAUCCGCAAUCAGAAGGUGUUCCGUAAUAGUGACGCAAUUCAGGAGAUUGCCGUGGGAGAAAGGAUGUCGUGGGCCUCAAAUCGAGAGACCAAAAGACUUGAAGACAUCGCGUAUUGUCUACUUGGAAUCUUUCAAGUCAACAUGCCUAUGCUGUACGGAGAGGGCAUGCGUGCUUUUCAGCGCUUGCAGGAGGAGAUCAUCAAAACCAGUACCGAUAUGUCCUUGUUCUGCUGGAGGGCAAAGCGCGGCGACACGCGAUACCGCGGUCUCCUGGCAGAUUCACCUCGCGAAUUUGCCUCAUACUACAGGACCGCUUUGGACUCUCGAAAGUCUAUCAGUUGGGCCUCGGUCGGAUCAGAGAAAGAAUUCGCGGUUACAAACAAAGGCAUUCGCAUCGAUGCCGAGCUUGUCAGCACCCCUCACGGACCGGGAGGUCAGAUAGUCAAGGCAUUAAGAUGCAAUCUACGACCUGAUGACUAUGUCGUGCUCAUUCCCAUUCGGCAUUUCCGGGACAACGUGUACAUCAGAGAAACGCCACAUAUGAUAGUCUCUUCCGACUCAGCCGAGGUGGAAAACAAGCUGAUUUAUAUAGCUAAAACCGUGGACCGACGGAUGGACCAAGAUUUGGCCCAGCACAUGGACUUGAGACUAUCCUUCGUCAUUUCCCCUAUACCCCCGGCUUUCCGAAUUGUGCCGGUGAGGUGCUGGCCAGCGGUCCAAUGGCGAGAAGGGCCGCAGCACUUCCAACUCACAAGUGCCAAGAUAUGUACCUGCAUCGUCGUCUACCGGUUGACCCAUAACAACGAGACAAGGGGAGAGUUCGCCGCGAUCUGCCAGAGGAAUGCUUCGGCAACCCAGUCACUACGCUAUGCCUUGGUCAGCAUGAGCGAGAUAGGACACCUCUUUGAGAUGUUGGAGGAAAGUACUGAGAAGAAUAUUGCUGCUCUGUCGUCGAUGGAAAAGUUCAUCAUUACUGGGAGACAGACUGUCGACGUCGAGUCCGAAGGCAGAACGUUCAAUGUGUUUCUCUCCAAGUUUGCGCCCGAUGACGAACAACGACUUAACACGCUAUACAUCUCGAUAGCUUCAACAGCAGAGGCCCUCUAUGCAUCUAGUAAAGCAAAGGAUAUAGACCCCCCUAUUGGAGGAGUGAAAAGGUCGAAGAACCUGGAGGACACGAAGGAUAUUGCCAAAGUCAGAAGGAAAGUAAUCGCAGUUGAUACGAAGAAAGACGCCGUGAAAUAG
Molecule: messenger RNA, 1836 nt
Organism: Thyridium curvatum
Lineage: Eukaryota; Fungi; Ascomycota; Sordariomycetes; Thyridiales; Thyridiaceae
Exons: 3
Coding region: 1-1836 (611 amino acids)
Source: RefSeq, a predicted model, not a curated record